AUGCCUACUUCAUAUGAUUCUUAUUUGCGUAUUGCUACCACCAAUGCAUUAAAUGCUUACAAUUGCACUAGAAGAGGCUGUUUAUCAGAUUUGUGGUAUAUCCUGUAGCGAUGUACUCAUACUGGAUAUGAAGUUUAGCCUAAAUAUUCAGAAAGGAAAAUGAAAAGGCAGAUUGCCCAAAAGCAUUACUUUGAGACUAUUUUGUAUUUGAGCCCAACUCCUUAUUUAAGUUUUAUCUCAUCUACCACUGGUAGUCCUUCUAGAUUUGACAGCUAUAAAACUCUCGAUUUGGUAAGUGCUAUUGCUUAAGAAAGGAGACAUUAUUAUUACUCUGCUACAUAAUUUGAUCUUUUCAAACAAUAAUUAAGUCUAUAUAUACCCCCCCAACAUAAAGUAUGA
Molecule: messenger RNA, 399 nt
Organism: Paramecium tetraurelia
Lineage: Eukaryota; Ciliophora; Oligohymenophorea; Peniculida; Parameciidae
Exons: 2
Source: RefSeq, a predicted model, not a curated record